AUGGGGAAAAUCGAAGGCGAGCUUUUCAACAUCUGGACCUAUGACAAGGCCGGACAGACAAAGAUCACGGAUCGCAUUGUUGUAGAGUCUAUCAAGAAGGAUGCGACCUUGGCGGACAUUCGGGCGUCGCUAAUUGAAAGCAAGCUCGACUUCAAAAAGGCCCGCUUUCCCUUCUGCACCAAGGAUGGCGCCCGCAUAGGAGAUGACUCCAAGUGGCAACUCUACAAGGAACUCACCCCCGCUGGGGUACCUGAAAGCAGCACAAAGCCAGACGACGACGAGGCCCCAAAAGACACUGCCGAGCAAGUCAGCACUCCUGCUCUUAGUAUCACCGCUCAUGAUGUCUAUUUUGAGCUUUCCGAGGAGGAAACCAACCGAAAAUAUGGUGAACUUGGCGCCAACGUCCAGAACUUGCUGGAUACUCCAUUGAACCUGAAGCAUGCUGAAGACAAGGUAAAUUUGCUCAAGGCGGGCAUUACUGACUUUAAAUUGGAGGGCUACGAUCAUGCACAGUGGAAGUCGACUGCCAGCACUACUGAUGCAAUGUGA
Molecule: messenger RNA, 549 nt
Organism: Penicillium pulvis
Lineage: Eukaryota; Fungi; Ascomycota; Eurotiomycetes; Eurotiales; Aspergillaceae
Exons: 4
Coding region: 1-549 (182 amino acids)
Source: RefSeq, a predicted model, not a curated record